This is a messenger RNA of [Candida] anglica, 1416 nucleotides long. The record is from the annotation of a GenBank genome assembly. Lineage: Eukaryota; Fungi; Ascomycota; Pichiomycetes; Serinales; Debaryomycetaceae.
GACAAAGGGAUACUAUGGUUAAAAAGCUACGUCAAAAAGUCAAUAGCAAAGGCUUAAUUGGAGCCUUGGCAAGACAAAACCUCAAGGAAGAAACAAGACGUAAGCUAGCGAAGAAGGCCGACGCACAAAAGGAACAGAAGCUUUUGAAGAGUCGAUCAGUUUCUGGGGGGAAAUCUAAAAAAUCAAAAGCUCAAGUACAUCAAGUACGUGGAUUAGUUCCAUUCACUGAAGAUGACAAGGUUUUGUUAGUGGGUGAAGGUGAUUUUCUGUUUGCCCGAUCCAUAAUUGCACAAGGAAUGGUAUUACCAAGUAAUUUAAUUGCCACAAGUUUUGAUAGUAACGAAGAGAUAGUACGUAAAUACCCUGGAGGAGUAGAGGAGAAUAUUAAGUUUCUAUUAGAAGCUGGAGUGGAUUUACGGUAUGAAAUAGAUGCCACAGAUUUAGUUGGUAGUCUUAAGUUAAAGAAAAAUGCCUUUAAAUUAUUCCGUGAUAACAAGAAUUUGGAUUAUAUUGUUUUCAACUUCCCACAUACUGGCCGGGGGAUGAAAGAUCAAGAUCGUAAUAUUAGAGACCAUCAACGGUUAGUUCAAAAAUAUUUCCAAAGUCUGAGAACUGUUCUUCGUGGUGUGAAUCGUGAGAGUAAAAGUGAUUUUGGAGGUUAUUACGCCCACAGUGAUAAGAGUGGUAAGAUCAUCCUACUGUUAUUUGAAGGUGAACCAUAUAGAUCAUGGAAUAUUAAGCUGUUGGGACGUGGUGAGAAUCUUCGUUUGGAACGAUCAGGGCUCUUCGACUGGACUCUUUUCCCUGAAUAUCAUCAUAAGCGGACUAAUGGAGUUCGUGACACAACUAAACCUGCUCCAGAACGUGAGGCAAGAAUGUAUAUUUUUGAGGAAACGGGACAAAAGAAGGAGGAACAAAAGAAACGUAAUGAUGAUUCUGAUGAUGAGUAGUGAUGAACAUCGUGGUACAUGUUUAUUCCUUCAGGAACCCUUAGACGUUCCUAAUUUCCCGAAAGAAUUUCACAUGAUAAAAGUCUCUUUUGUCAAUGAAAAAGUUUUCCAUUCUUCAUUUCAACAAUCUUUCACACUGUAAAGCUUCUUUUUUUUUUCCAGUUUUCGAGGCUGUGGGGUAUGGAUGAAAUGGAAUUAGAUACCAGGAUUCAUUAGCAAAAAUUCCAGGUUCUCCAGGGUAAAUCAAGUUAUCGGGCCUGAGGAAUAACCUUGUUCAAGGAGACUAACUUAAGAAGGGUGUACUUCCGGUACUUACUAGGGGGUAUUUAAAAUAAUUAUAGAGAAAUGAAUAGAAGUUUAAAUUAAUAGGAGAGAGCGACUAUCGGACGUUUGCCAAGUAAUGAUUUUUUAAUGAAUAAGACUGUACGGAAAUAUGUACGAAUAUAUACUACACAUAUAUAUAUAU